Molecule: messenger RNA, 1197 nt
Organism: Alternaria infectoria
Lineage: Eukaryota; Fungi; Ascomycota; Dothideomycetes; Pleosporales; Pleosporaceae
Exons: 1
Coding region: 1-1197 (398 amino acids)
Molecular function (GO): metallopeptidase activity
Source: RefSeq, a predicted model, not a curated record
AUGCAUAUCUUUUCUACACUCAUUACAAUUACGUUGCUGUUCAACACCGAACCUGUUCUCGGUGGCAGCAGAUUUUGGGAGUCCAAGGCCCCGAACCAGCGGACAAACCUCACACCGUACUACGAGGACCUACUCACGUUGAACUCAACGUCGCGUCUGGUCAAGCGUGCUAUGUCUAUCCAAAACUUGCCGAAUGACAACAGCGCGAAACGAAUCUGGCCUAAUAAGAAACUCAAAUACUGCUUUGUGGAGACCCCAAGUCCCUUGUUCAGGGGCGCGUGGGAUCUAGCCAGGACCUCAUGGCCUGGACUUGAGAGACAUGGUUUCACCUACGAACGUGUCGGCGAUGACACCUGCCCACCUGGCACCGAUCGGGGCUCCGUCCUGCGUAUCCACUAUAACAAUGUGGGCGUGUUGAAGUCAACAUACGGUAUUCCCGUCGUCGAUGCGUCCGCAGAUGAAAAUGACCCCAACGCCGUUCUUGGACCCUACACAAACCUGUCAGACAGCACUACUGUUGGAAUGGGAGACAUCGUCGCGAACAUGGCACACGAGAUUGGACAUAUCUGGGGUCUGUAUCAUGAACACCAGAUCCCUUUCUACUGGGAAGUCAGCGGCGAUAACAUGUUGGACGGUUGGAACUUUCAAUCAGGCGAUGCGGACACCGUCAAGCGCUUUGAGACGAAGCACUUUGCUUGCUCAUCGCUCUCUGACUACGACAAGGUCCAACUUAAGUUCGAUAAGCUUAUCGAGAAGGCAGGUGACGACGAGAAAAAGGACUUGAUUUUCGAUAGACAACGUCUCUGCAUAUCUCGAGUGGUUGCCAACCAAUACGGGUUCAGCGCUCUUGAUUGGCUUCCUUUGGAACAUGUCACCCAGAUGGUUGCUGACGAGGAAUUCGACCCAGAUUCCAUCAUGCUAUAUCCCUCGAAAUCUGGCGGCAAAGGAGCAGGGGGAGACGACCGCGAGCUUGUUAUGACGUACAAUGACGGAAGUGAAAUCAAGCCACGCUUCCGGCCCAGCCCCAUGGAUUAUGAGCGUCUGAUCGUGCUUUAUGGAGAACCAGCACCAUCCACGCUGGAAGUUCCGCAUACCUCAGGAUCAAGCGAUUUUUUGAGCAAGCUCAAGAAGGCCAGGAGUUUCAACGAGCUUUUCAAACGGGCUGGCGACACCAAGAAUGGAAUGUGCAAGAAGUGA